This is a messenger RNA of Delphinapterus leucas (beluga whale), 2983 nucleotides long. The record is from RefSeq and is a predicted model, not a curated record. Lineage: Eukaryota; Metazoa; Chordata; Mammalia; Artiodactyla; Monodontidae.
GCUGCGGGGAGGGGCGGAGCGAACGGGCGGGAGCGCGCGCUGGGCCCGCCUCGGCUGCUGCCGCCGCCGCAGCCACCACCGCUGCCGGGGAAUAAUCUGGGCGGCAGCGGGCGGCCCCGGCUAGCAGCCACGAGCCACUUCUGCGGCUGCCGAGAAGAGCGAGGGUCGCCGGGCUCGUGUCGUCCCCCUCUCUGCCCCCCCGGAGGGGCGAGAGGGAGCCGAGGCUGAUGUCAGGAGAGCAGCCGGGCUGCCGCGCCGCCCCAGCGCCCAGCGAGCGGGCGCCUUCCGCAAGUGCCGGGGGACUUCCUCAGGGCUCUCUUGGACCAGCAGAAAUACAUUUUCGGGAAAUGGCCUCUAAAUCUUGGCUGAAUUUUUUAACCUUCCUUUGUGGAUCAGCAAUCGGAUUUGUUUUAUGUUCUCAGCUACUUAGUAUUUUGUUGGGAGAACAGAGGGACCUCCAGCCUAAUAUUCUUCAUAAUGAUCCUCAUGCUAGGCAUUCAUAUGAUAAUGAACAGAAUCAUCUAGAAGGACAGAUGAACUUUGAUGCAGAUGCUAGCCAACAUAAAGAUGAGAACACUGACAUCGCUGAAAACCUCUAUCAGAAGGUUAAAAUUCUUUGCUGGGUAAUGACAGGGCCUCAAAAUCUAGAGAAAAAGGCUAAACACGUCAAAGCUACAUGGGCCCAGCGUUGUAAUAAAGUGUUAUUUAUGAGUUCAGAAGAAAAUAAAGACUUCCCUGCUGUGGGAUUAAAAACCAGAGAAGGCAGAGACCAACUAUACUGGAAAACAAUUAAAGCUUUUCAGUAUGUUCAUGAUCAUUAUUUAGAAGAUGCUGAUUGGUUUAUGAAAGCAGAUGAUGAUACAUAUGUUAUAUUAGAUAACUUGAGAUGGCUUCUCUCAAAAUACAACCCUGAAGAGCCCAUUUACUUCGGGAGAAGAUUUAAGCCCUAUGUAAAGCAGGGCUACAUGAGUGGAGGAGCAGGAUAUGUACUGAGCAAAGAAGCCUUGAAGAGAUUUGUUGAUGCAUUUAAAACAGACAAAUGUACGCAUAGUUCCUCCAUCGAAGAUUUAGCACUGGGGAGAUGCAUGGAAAUUAUAAAUGUAGAAGCAGGAGAUUCCAGAGAUACCACUGGAAAAGAAACUUUUCAUCCCUUUGUACCAGAACACCAUUUAAUUAAGGGUUAUCUGCCUAGAACCUUUUGGUACUGGAAUUAUAACUAUUAUCCUCCUGUAGAGGGUCCUGGUUGCUGUUCUGAUCUUGCAGUUUCUUUUCACUAUGUUGAUCCUACAACUAUGUAUGAGUUAGAAUACCUCGUUUAUCAUCUUCGUCCGUAUGGUUAUUUAUACAGAUAUCAACCUGCCUUACCUGAGAAGAUGCUAAAGGAAAUAAGUCAAACAUACAAAAACGAAGAUACAAAAGUAAAUCAGGAGCCCCUGAAAGAAAAACAUAAAUGAACAGAGCAACAAAAUGUUCCACCUCUGAUUUUGAAUAAUGUGCCUCAAAAAACAGAAACACCUACGCUGUAGGCCAGGUAAGUGUGUGUCUGUGUAUAUAUGUGUAUAGGUAUACAUAUAUGUUAUAGAAAGAGGAAAAGAUUGCUUUUCUAUUUCUUGGUAUAUUUUGAUCUGUCAUGUACACUGAGAAAUUAAUUUAUUCAACUAAUUAUUUAUUUAAAUAAUUGUGCCCAGCAUCUACUAGAAAUACAGUGGUGAAGAAAAUAUACAGGAUUUCUGUUCUCCUAGAGCCUUAAUUCUACAGCUAGACAAUAAACAAAUUAAUAGAUGAAGGAACAAGAUAUUUCAGAGAAUGGUGGUAGGAAAAUAAAAGAGUGAUAUGGUAGAGCAAUUUUCUGGGUGGGGUGUCAGGGAUGACCUCUGAGGUAAUAUUUGAGCUGACCUGAAUGACAAACAUUUUAUAUGCUUCAAAAGGCAUUUAUUUAUGUCUAUGAAGUUCUUUGCUCCUACUAUGUAAAAAAAUAGUAAUAAUAAUGUUUCCCACCUUUGUGUAAUCAUGCUUUGGGCAUAUGUGAAGGCUCAUUGAAAUGUGAUCUAUAGACCAAAAUCUUUGUGGUUUUAGGCAUAUUUCAUACAAAGCUCAGGUCUAUUGAUAUUAGAUCGGCCUGGGACUUUUAGGAUAUGAAUAAAAAUUGACCUACCUCUUCCUAAGCAGAUUAUUACAGAUGUUCAUAAGGCCCCUGAGGCUAGCCUGUCUGCCUCAAUUUUCAGUAACUGCUACCCAGUAUGCUACUUACUAGUGCCCAAGCACAUAUAUGUAUGUACCAACAUAUAUAUAUACAUGCAGUGCCAUUUGGAUUAAGCAGCUUCAGAAAAGCUAAGGAGAUAAAUGCUACUUCAUGUUGCUUUAGUAUCAGAGUUGUACAGUUUAACAUAUCCAGAAAGUCCCAUGUUUUCCAGUCAGUAGUGUUUAGUUGUACUGCUAGUUAAUGUCAGAGAAGAGAUGUAUUUACCUAAAUAUAUACAGGUUUAUUACCUAUUUUAAGUUUUCCGAUGGUAUAAUCCUGGAAAGGAUACAUGAUUAUUGUUGAAUUUAUUUUCUUGCUAAAGGAAAGGGCUCUACCCCAAACAUAUUUUAUGUCAGAUCUAAUAAUGCUGACGAUAUAGAUUGUGCAAAUAGAAAUUCCUUUACUGUUUAAUUAAGACUGAAUGAACAUUUAACAACUGGAGUUAAGCCACACUGACAUUCUCCAGAUAAGUCUGUAUUAAUAAACCAUGAAAGUAAACUUUGUUUUGCCAUAAGUUUGAUUUUUUGCUAAUUAAUGUUUAGUUAUUUUGCCUAGAAGUUUAACUACCAUAGUUCUUAAAACUAUCGUUGUGUUGCAUCAUUUCUUCUGCCAAAAGAACCACCCCUUAUUUCUGCUAGUGUUUCUUAUAUUCUGUUUUAGAUAUUUAUUUUUUCCAGGACUGAAAAUUUGUCCAGGGCAUUUACACUUUUUUUCUCCUAUAUAUUGCCUCCGUAUAGUGCA